Molecule: messenger RNA, 264 nt
Organism: Kickxella alabastrina
Lineage: Eukaryota; Fungi; Kickxellomycota; Kickxellomycetes; Kickxellales; Kickxellaceae
Exons: 1
Source: RefSeq, a predicted model, not a curated record
AAGCUCUUUAGCUCUUUUUGUAGUCUCAUUUUAUUAAUAUAUAUUAUAACCAACUCUAUUUGCAUUACAAUGGACAUGACUAUGUCUGUGGUCCAUUCCAAAAAGUUGUCCACAUUUAUAGGCAGUGCUACCCUGGGCCACCACUCUAGUCUGCUCUCCAGCAUUCCUUUGCCAUUCGCCUGCUUUAUUCUGCUGUGGGGGCAGUUGCAGUCUAUUUUCUCAGCCAAUGUUUCCCAAUUGUCUCAUGAGAGCCCUGCUAUUUAA